AUGAUCAGGAACCUUAAACAAGACUUCUUGUGUCGCUACUUCUUGUGUUGUUUUCACGGUAUUUCAGACUUUGGAAAGUCCAGCGGGCCUUUACGUAAUGAAAUCAGUACGAAGGAAUCAUCAGGAACUGCAAAUUUACUAAACACAACUGGCUCAAAGAAGGGCCGGAAAACAGUGUUCCAUCCUAAGGAAUCAUACAGCUCAGGAAAGCACUCUACACAAAACUUGGACAAUCCAGUGGAAAAGGGACAUCCUAGUGGUGCUCUCCUCAGUGUGCCCACUGGACUUCGAGUUGGCCCAUCGAGCAUUCCGGAAGCUGGGCUUGGAGUAUUUAAUGAAGCAUCUGAUCUGCCUUUGGGGUUGCACUUUGGUCCUUUUGAGGGCAAGAUCACAGAAGUGGAAGAGGAAGCUGACAGUGGGUACAGCUGGCAGAUAGCCAAGGGCAGGAACAGCUAUGAGUACGUGGAUGGAAAGGAUACUUCUUUGGCCAACUGGAUGAGGUAUGUGAACUGUGCCCGCAAUGAUGAGGAGCAGAAUUUGGUGGCCUUCCAGUACCACAGGCAGAUAUUUUACCGCACCUGCCAGGUCAUCACACCAGGCUGUGAGCUGCUAAUAUGGUAUGGGGAUGAGUAUGGCCAGAAGCUGGGU
Molecule: messenger RNA, 648 nt
Organism: Ochotona princeps (American pika)
Lineage: Eukaryota; Metazoa; Chordata; Mammalia; Lagomorpha; Ochotonidae
Product: histone-lysine N-methyltransferase PRDM7-like
Exons: 5
Biological process (GO): positive regulation of reciprocal meiotic recombination
Cellular component (GO): nucleus
Molecular function (GO): histone H3K36 methyltransferase activity; recombination hotspot binding; protein binding
Source: RefSeq, a predicted model, not a curated record